Contarinia nasturtii (swede midge) is the source of this 3195-nucleotide messenger RNA. It is a transcript of the gene Etl1, whose product is annotated as SWI/SNF-related matrix-associated actin-dependent regulator of chromatin subfamily A containing DEAD/H box 1 homolog. The coding region runs from base 236 to 2824 and encodes 862 amino acids. Lineage: Eukaryota; Metazoa; Arthropoda; Insecta; Diptera; Cecidomyiidae. Gene Ontology annotation, molecular function: DNA binding; ATP-dependent chromatin remodeler activity; ATP binding. The record is from RefSeq and is a predicted model, not a curated record. The transcript is spliced from 4 exons. Gene Ontology annotation, cellular component: nucleus.
UUUUGGACAUAUUUUGGUUUAUCGAAUUGUGUGAAUGGUAUUUUCACAUGGUGAUAUUGAUUAGCUCAUCAAAUUUAGCAAAAUAUUUUUAAGAUUUUCAAUAAAAUUAAGUGCUCAAUGUGAAUUUGUGUUUCAAGCCGAAUUUAUUGAAAGUGUUUAGUUGAAUUUUUUUUAAGUAGUAAAUUCAAGAUAUUUUUUUUAGUAAAAUAAAAUUGGUUUGAAAAUAAACAAAAAAAUGUCGAGUUCGUUGAGUGAAUUGCGUAAUUUUCGAGUGAAUAAAGGUAUGAAUGGAGCCAGUGGUUCGUCGAAUAAAUUGGCAACGGGACGUAAGAGGAUCCGUGCAAUGAGUGACAGUUCGGAUGAUGAACACGCAAAGAAAGCAUCAUCACCACAAAAACCAACACAAAAUGGCACUGCUAAAACGGGACUAACUACCAAAGAUAAAGAAGAACGAUACAAAAUAUUUCGCGAGAUUAUCGAUCAAACUGUAGAUUCAUUGACUUUACAAGAUUUUCUCAUAAGAAAUGAUUGGGAUGUUCAGAAAGCGUACGAUGCAAUACUCGAAAAUCCAAAGUAUAAAAACACUAGUACACAGGCCAGUCCUGAUUUCCGACCAAAGCCAAAUGCUUCGCUGAACUCUUCAUUAAAUUCACCCAAUAAGGAAGUUCACGCGGCUCCAACGCCAAAACCCAAGCAUAAAAAACGUCGUGUAAAGCAUAACGAGUCAGGCGGUAGCAGUGGCGAUGAUAAUCAUCGUCAAUCGAGUCGUGUAUACGACAGUGAUGAAGAUAGUGAUGCUGAAACAACAUUUGUAAUGACAAAAGACCGAAAGAAAGUGUUGGAAUUCUUGAACACCGGCACAACUGGCGAAAUGAUGGCCGUGAAAAGUUUAUCGGCGAAAAAAAUUGACAUACUUCUACCAUUGCGACCAUUCACCGAUUGGACCGAUUUAUUGUACAAAAUUGAUACGCACAAAUUACUGUCGAUGGACAUGUUGAAUUCAGCUCAAGAAUAUUUGAAUCAGCGCAAUAACAUGGAUCGCAUUAUGAAAAAGUGCAAAAAAUUGGUGCACAAAUUGGAAGAGGCUGUAUCGAAAGGCGACAAAGUGGUGAAACAACCAUCAUUAUUGAAUCAUGAUCUUAAGUUGGCCGACUAUCAACUAGUUGGAUUAAAUUGGCUUGCAAUUAUCCACUCACAGAAGAUGAAUGGAAUUCUUGCUGAUGAAAUGGGCCUUGGAAAGACAAUUCAAGUGAUUGCAUUUUUGGCGUAUUUGAAAGAAACCAAUCAAUCGUGUGGUACACAUUUAAUUGUCGUUCCAUCAUCGACCUUAGACAAUUGGGAUAACGAACUGGCCAAGUGGUGUCCAGCGUUAAUUGUUGAAAAAUAUUACGGUAGCCAACAUGAACGUCGUUCGUUGCGUAUUCAAUGGUCGAAGGGUGGAUUGAAAGGUGUUGAUGUUUUGCUUACAACAUAUCACAUGGUUGCUUCAACGCCAGAAGAACGAAAAAUGUUCCGGGUCACAAAAAUGCAUUACGUUAUUUUCGAUGAAGCGCAUAUGUUAAAGAACAUGACCACACAACGAUACAUUCAAUUGGCUCAGAUAAAUGCCGAAAACCGUUUGUUACUCACCGGAACACCGUUGCAAAAUAAUUUACUCGAAUUGAUGUCAUUAUUGUGCUUCGUCAUGCCGUCAAUGUUUGCCAACAAUACCGAUGACAUAAAAAAUCUGUUUCAGAAAACCAAACAACUCAAAGGCGAAGAAUUGUCGGAAUUUGAAAGGAAUCAAAUUGAACAAGCAAAACAGAUUAUGAAACCGUUUGUGUUGCGUCGUUUGAAAGAUGUUGUUCUGACCUGUUUGCCGGAGAAAAAAGAUGUUGUUGUCAAGGUGCCGUUAACUGAAUCACAGAAAGAAAAUUACAUGGAUUUGGUGCAAUUGUAUUCGAGCGACGACGGUAUCGUACAAGCGACAAACGAACAAAAAGGCAUUUCAAUAAUGAUGGAUAUGAGAAAACUGGCCAAUCAUCCACUUCUAUUGCGUUAUUAUUACAGCGAUGAAAAAGUCCAUGAAAUCGCCGAAAUUCUAUCGCGUCAUCCAAAUUACAAAAAGAAUCGCAAUCCACAAUAUGUAUUCGAAGAAUUGGCCUAUCUAUCUGAUUUUCAACUCUAUAAAACAUUGCAAGACUAUGACAUAACCGGUUUCAAAAUUCCCGAUCGUUUGAUUGUCGAUUCGGGUAAAUUUCGUGAGCUAGAUCGUUUGUUGCCGCAACUAAAAGCGGAUGGUCAUCGUGUGCUUAUUUUCAGUCAGUUCACAAUGAUGCUGGACAUUUUGGAACAAUAUCUGGAUAUUCGAAAUCAUCAGUACUUGCGUUUCGAUGGGCAGACGGCCGUUGUUGAACGACAAACCAUCAUCGAUGAAUACAUUGCAAAUGAAGAUAUUUUUGUAUUUCUGCUAUCGACCAAAGCCGGUGGUUUGGGAAUUAAUUUAAUCGCAGCCGACACCGUUAUUAUACAUGACAUCGAUUUCAAUCCGUACAAUGAUAAACAGGCCGAAGAUCGGUGUCAUCGUAUGGGCCAAACAAAACCAGUGACAAUUUAUCGUUUCAUUGCCGAGGGAACAAUCGAAGAGGGAAUGGCAAUGGUGGCCAAAGAGAAACUCAACUUGGAACGUGAAGUAACAACCAACGAUGAGACGGACGAAAAUGGCGAAUCAAACGAACAAAAUCACAAAUGUAUGGUACGAAUUUUGACCAUGGCUUUGGGCAUGAAAGAUCAAAAUCGAGCCGAAAACAUGAUUUCACCCGUCAAAAAAAUGGCAAUUAGUUAAUUUAGAUUGAAUUUCUCUAUUCCAACCACCUCCGUUCAUACACUUUUAUUUCUUCUUUUUUGUUCCUUUUUUUGUAAGUUUAUUCACAUAUUUUAUUUGUCAAUGUUAAAAAAAACCAAGCCCAUGUUUUUCAAUUCAUUUCAAACGUUCGAAUUUAGAAGUAAUUUACAAUAUAGAAUUGUGAUAGCUGAUAUUUUAUCGGAGCUAUUUAAAUGAUUACAAUAGCAAGGAUUAAUUUAUUUUUUUAUAAGUAAAAGAACACUGAAACAACACAUUUUUAAAAAAAGAAUAAUUCUCACCAUUUCACACCCCAAAAAAUGAAUACACAGAUAAAAUAAAACCGAAAAUACAUAACAUUGUUCAGACACGAA